Messenger RNA from Acaulospora colombiana, 600 nucleotides. The record is from the annotation of a GenBank genome assembly. Lineage: Eukaryota; Fungi; Glomeromycota; Glomeromycetes; Diversisporales; Acaulosporaceae.
UCUGACAAAAAUGAAUCCGAAUCUGGAACUUACAAUAAUGGCAAUGUCGCUUUAAACAAUGGAGUCAGUGCUUCUAGCACCGCACCCAUAUCCCAGCCUUCCUCUGAUCACGUAUCUUCACAGUGGGAAACUCGCAUUUCUCGUUCUCGUAAAAUGGUUUACUAUUAUAAUCGUGCGACUAAAGAAAGUACAUGGGAUCUUCCUGAGGGUGUUGAUCCUAGUACUAUUAAAGGAUAUGGAGAGCACACAGUGGAACAAGCACAGGCGGUUGAUCCGACGGAAGGCGGUGCUGGGCAAAUCAGAGCUAGUCAUCUAUUAGUCAAGCAUGCGGGUAGCAGGCGUCCCUCUUCUUGGAAGGAUCCAACAAUAACACGCACUAAAGAGGAAGCUCUUGAACUGAUCAAAUCCUAUCGUUCACUAAUCACUUCUGGUGGAAAUGAUUUCGGAGAACUUGCUAGUACAGAAUCUGACUGUUCAAGUGCUAAGCGCAACGGUGAUCUAGGAUUCUUUGGUCGAGGACAAAUGCAGCCAUCCUUUGAAGAGGCAGCAUUUAAACUUGAAGUUGGAGAGCUAAGUGAGCCGGUUUGGAGUGAUAGCGGG